GGAGGAGGAGGAGGAAGAGAGGAGGCCGCGGCCAGUCGGGACAGGGGAGGGGGGUGAGGAGAGGCCCAGGCCGGCAGCUGCGCUCGGACUCCGCGGUGAUACUGGGAUCAACACCCUCUCCUUGAAAUUCUGUGCAUACCUGUAGUUGCUGUUAUUUCCUCUUCAAAUAACCAUGGCGGCUUCUGCCAGCUCCACUAGCGAAGAGGAGCGUAGCCUUCGUGAAUGUGAGCACUAUGUCCAAAAGCAUAACAUCCAGCCCCUCCUGAAGGAUUGCAUCGUCCAGCUAUGUACAGUGCGACCUGAGAGACCUAUGGGAUUCCUCCGGGAAUACUUUGAAAGACUGGAGAAGGAAGAAACAAAACAGUUCAUGAGUCAGCAGAAGGCAGGCUCUCGUACUGACUCACGUGAAGAUGAGAUUUCACCGCCACCACCAAUGAAUCCAGUUGUAAAGGGUCGCAGAAGGCGAGGUGCCAUCAGUGCAGAAGUUUACACAGAAGAGGAUGCUGCCUCCUAUGUUAGAAAGGUUAUUCCAAAAGAUUACAAAACUAUGGCUGCUUUGGCCAAAGCUAUUGAGAAGAAUGUGCUCUUUGCUCAUCUGGAUGACAAUGAAAGAAGUGACAUUUUUGAUGCCAUGUUUCCAGUUACUUAUAUUGCUGGUGAGACUGUGAUACAGCAAGGUGAUGAAGGGGAUAACUUCUAUGUAGUGGAUCAAGGAGAAAUGGAUGUCUACGUAAACAAUGAAUGGGCCACCAGCGUUGGAGAAGGGGGCAGCUUUGGAGAACUUGCACUGAUCUAUGGCACACCUAGAGCAGCAACAGUCAAAGCAAAAACGAAUGUGAAACUGUGGGGUAUUGAUAGAGAUAGUUACAGAAGAAUCCUCAUGGGUAGCACAUUGAGAAAGAGAAAGAUGUAUGAAGAAUUUCUAAGUAAAGUGUCAAUAUUGGAAUCCCUUGAUAAAUGGGAGCGUCUCACAGUAGCUGAUGCUUUAGAGCCAGUACAGUUUGAGGAUGGCCAGAAGAUUGUGGUGCAAGGAGAGCCGGGAGAUGAGUUCUUCAUUAUACUAGAGGGCACAGCUGCUGUGUUACAGCGCAGGUCAGAGAAUGAAGAAUUCGUUGAAGUGGGCAGGCUCGCACCUUCUGAUUAUUUUGGUGAAAUAGCUCUCUUGAUGAACCGUCCUCGUGCUGCCACCGUUGUUGCUCGUGGCCCGUUGAAAUGUGUAAAGCUCGACCGACCCCGAUUUGAGCGUGUCUUGGGUCCAUGCUCUGAUAUUCUCAAACGAAACAUCCAGCAGUACAACAGUUUCGUUUCACUGUCUGUUUGAAGCCUCCUUCCUUCUCAAAUACAUGCUUCACAAACGCAGACUGCUUCAUUACUCUUGUGCAGAGCCACAUGGCCACUGGCUAUUACAGCUUCCUGUCUGUUUGGGGGAGGAAAAAUUUUUUGCUCUUCAUGGCACCAUUUUAAAUUUUAGAACAUUAGUUUGGUGCUCCCAAUCCCAUUUAAAAUAAACAGAAAGUUAUAAGGAGAUCUUUGCUGUUACUGUUUCUCCCGGUACAAUGUACAGUGCCCCACACGGGCAGUGACUGCCAUUCCUUUUUGGUGGGGAUUUCUCCUGCCACCAAGGUUAUUGCCAUAGAGUAAGGAUGUAACAGUGGAAAAUUAAGAGGCAUACAUUUCUCACCUGGUGAAUCCUACAUUUCUUUUAAGUUGUGGUCAUUUUCUACUGUACUUACCUUAGAGACUUGCCCCCUCAGCUGAAGUGCUAGGAGUAAAUGUUCCGGUUACGGUUACCUUUGGUUUGGUUUGCUGAGAUCACCUCCUAGUAAAACCACAGUUAGAAGUUUUGAUAAUUCAGUGCUCCUGUACCAAUCUCAGUUGGUUCAAGACGUCUUGGUUAUUGUUAAUUUUUGUGUGUGUACAAGCUUUUGUCCUGGCAAAAAUGCUACCAGUGUUGCUGAUCUUUGCCACAUACAACCUUUUUUUUUUUUUUUUGCCUGUUCUCAGUUGUGAGUGUUCAUAUUUGCCCCUCUGAUUUUUGUGUUCGGAUUCUCAGAAGCUAACCCAUGGGUUCAAUACCUGGAUAUUGCUGUCAGUGUGUGCACUGGCAUAAGAGUUGCACUGGUCCCUAGUUAGUGCCAAAUAGUACACCCUCCUGUGCUGAAUGUAGAGCAGGAAUAUGAAGGGCACACCCUUUGUGUUUGCUUUUCUGUGUCUCCCUUUGAAGCUUCUUCUCUGGAACCUGAGAAAUAACUGGUUCUCUUCUCAUAGCAGGCAUUCAGUGCAGGAUAAAAUAUACCCAUCUCAGUUAGGAAGGUGACAAAACUCUGGUUCAAAGAAGGCAGAGGAUCAGUGUCCUAUUUCCGAUCAGACUCUGCGUUGUUGCUGAGAAUCUCUUCUUCACGUAGAAGUUUUAGUAACUUCUAGCCUUUCAAACAACAGAUGCAUUUUGGACGACAAAAAUUUUUCAUUUCAUUUUGCUUUGCCCAGAAUUCUCACAUUGACCUGACAGGUGCAAGAACUGUUUUUUGGAAAGCUAACCCUGUUGUCAAGUCUGAAAUGUGUUUCAGUAUUUACCAGGUUUGUGUUACAAUGUUCUGUGUGCACCCAGUGCUGCCCAUUAGCUUUAUAGAGUUUCACAGUUGGAUAAUGUAGGUGAUUGAGUUUCCUUAUAAAUGUAAAUUGUCUAAAACUAGAGUAGGGUUUCAUUUGGGAGUGACAGCAAGUGUUUUGCAUUAGUUAUGCAACUAUUUCUUAUGACUCCCACUCCCCUCAUAUUGUUUUUUCAGACAAUUGGACCUGGUAUACACUUUCUGACUUGUUGGCUGUUGGAAGAAUGUUUGCUAAUCAUAUUUAAAGUUUGACGAUUAGGAGCCUUACAGUAAGAAACUAUAGGAAGCUAUUGGUAUUGUCCACAUUUCUAGGCAAGGAUGAAAUGUAAAACGUACAUUGUGAAUUAAUUCUGUUUGUCCCGAAUACCUUAGCGAGGUGAGGAUUUCCUCCUGUACUCCUCAGGAGUCCAUAAAUGCUUUUUUUUCUUUAAAAUUUUACUCCGUUUGAAUAUAUCCAGGGAUUUUUUUUUCCUUCUACCUUUGUUACUUCUGAAUCUUGAUUCGAUCCUUGUUGAAGCACCAAAAAAGAUUUUAAAUCUAUGUAAGCUAGUUAGAGCGCCACAAAAUGCACAUUUUUUUAUAUAAGGCUUUCUAAUCAAGUUUCACUACUGCGUCUUUUUAGCUUGCUGUUUACUCCCUUUUGUAGUUUUACCGACAAGAUUUUAAGAUGAACCAGCUCUGUCUGAGUUAAAUAUUAAUCACAGUUAAAGCUUUACCUUUGUGUGCAAUUUAAACAUGUUUGAAUCUACAGUUGGUAUAGUUUGCCUUAGCUAACAUUCAGGGCUUUAGAGGUAAUCUUUCUUGCUAGGUCACCUUAGCAGAUUUUAAAAUCUACUGCCCUAGAGUGCUAUAGUCAACCAGAGGACCAUUUUUGUAUUGUUACCUGACUAUAAGUCUGACUUACUGUAUGUGCUAAUAUAUUCCUUUUGUUAUAGAUUGUCCUAAUGGCAGGUAAAGCAAUAAAAAUGAUUUAAAUUCUUAAA
This is a messenger RNA of Eublepharis macularius, 3592 nucleotides long. It is a transcript of the gene PRKAR1A, whose product is annotated as protein kinase cAMP-dependent type I regulatory subunit alpha. The transcript has 12 exons. The coding region runs from base 173 to 1321 and encodes 382 amino acids. Gene Ontology annotation, biological process: regulation of protein phosphorylation. Gene Ontology annotation, cellular component: cAMP-dependent protein kinase complex. The record is from RefSeq and is a predicted model, not a curated record. Gene Ontology annotation, molecular function: cAMP-dependent protein kinase regulator activity. Lineage: Eukaryota; Metazoa; Chordata; Lepidosauria; Squamata; Eublepharidae.